Molecule: messenger RNA, 5833 nt
Organism: Saccostrea cuccullata (small rock oyster)
Lineage: Eukaryota; Metazoa; Mollusca; Bivalvia; Ostreida; Ostreidae
Product: NFX1-type zinc finger-containing protein 1-like
Exons: 2
Coding region: 8-5338 (1776 amino acids)
Biological process (GO): regulatory ncRNA-mediated heterochromatin formation
Cellular component (GO): nuclear RNA-directed RNA polymerase complex
Molecular function (GO): helicase activity
Source: RefSeq, a predicted model, not a curated record
AGGUGACAUGAUGCAGCGUUUUAAAAGAAUCCAAGACUUCGAUGGAUUUAAUUUGAAAUAUCUUGAUGAUCUUAAGUUGUUAUUGGCAUCAGAAGAAAAUUUCAGAGAUGAAAAUUUACAGUGUUUGAUGAAAAUGUUAGCCCAUCUGUUCGAAGAACAAAACUCGGAUGUGUGUGAAGCGUUGAUGAAAUUUGAUUUCUUUGCACGAAAAGACCUUAUGGCAUUAAUAUCUGGUAUUCUAGUUCGUUCUGAGCUGACAAAUUCUGAUGAAGAAUUUAUAAGACAUUCCUAUCAGGUACUGGUUGCUCUCUCCUUAGAUACUACAUUAAGGUCGAGUAAAGUGAAGGCGUUUUUGAAUCUAAUUCUUCAUUUGGUUAGGCGUACAAAUAACCAGGAAAGGGAGAAAACUUUAUCAGAAAUAUCAACACGAUUGGACAUGAAGGAAAAAAGAGAAAAUUUAGAAGUCGAUGAAAAAGGAGAAAUUGUAUUCUCUGAUUCAAUGAAAAAAGAACUGUCUACCAUGAGUCAAUUCCAAAUAUUACCGACGAGUGCUAUGAUCCGAGACAAGGUUACCCCAAAACUGUUACAAAGGGAGUUAAAACGUGCAUCAAAGUCCCAGGCGCACUACCUUAUAGAACAAUUCUAUCUGUUUUUGCAGGAUUUCAUUGGUCCUCUAAGACAAGGAAUAGAAGAUUACAUGGAACAUGCUCUGAAUCCCGACACAGAAAAGAGAUUUCGCCACGAAAGUGUCAGGCUUUAUGAAGGCAUACAUAUUCUGGAGAGGAAAUGUGUUCCUGAUUCCGGCAUGGUAAUAGAGAUACAGUUUGAGGCAAAAGGAUUUAAACGAAUUCAGUGGGAUUUUUGCAAUUUUCUACAGUAUGGAAACGUUGUCUGUUUAACUCACGGUAAUUGUGAUACACUUUUGUAUGCAUUAAUUGCAGAACGAAACACCCAAAACCUGAAAAGGGGGAAAAUUUCUCUGAGUUUGAUAGGACAGAUAUUCCAAGAGGUUGAAGAAAUGAAGAAUGUGGCAAACGGACGCAUUGUGAUGCUGGAGAGUAAAGCCUUUUAUACUGCAUACCGGCACACCUUGGAGUCCAUGCAAUCUAUGGCUAGAAAUAUGGUGCUUUAUCCCAAAGAUGCAAGAAUUCCUUUUGCAAAGCAUAUUAUUGACCUCAAAACUGAUGUACUCGAACCUCUCUAUAGCAGAAGUGAAGACGGUGAGGUCAAACUUGUAAACUUUGAAUGCCUAUUGAAGCCUGAGGAGUGCAUAAUGGACAAGGAUUACACAAGAGUACCGCUUCUUGAUACAAGUAUGUGGCCCUCAGCAGAGGAAGUAGGAAUGGACGAACACCAGUACUCGGCGCUUAAACUCUGUCUUACAAAGAAACUUGGAAUCUUACAGGGACCUCCUGGUACUGGAAAAACAUGGAUGGGUUUGAGAAUUGCAGAAUUUCUACUGAACAACAAUCUUGGCCAGGAGGUGGGCGAAAAGAGACCCAUAUUGCUACUAAGUUAUACCAAUCAUGCUCUUGAUCAGUUCUUCAAUGCAUUAUUUGAUAUGGAUAGCCUCAGGAAACUUUUUUCAGGAACAACGCAACCCUUCGUCCGUGUGGGUUCACGAAGUAAUGUUGAACGAAUUCAGAACUGUACUUUGACAGAACACAGAAAGCAAAUGAAAGGAAACAGAUCAAGAUUUCAAUGGAAGAAUGGCAUGAGACUAAAACAGGAGAUAUUUGAAAUAGAGUUGUGGUUAGAGAAAAUAAAGGACAGCAUUGUGUCUCCUGUAUUUCUGUUUAGAAAUGAAUACAUUUCCGAGAAUCAUAGUCGAUCACUUCAGGACAAACGUUAUCUCUGCAAUGGAACUGAUAUUGUUGCUAUCAUUUUUCAGUGGCUAGAAAUAGGUCCUCGUGGCAGGGAGAUAAGAGAUUUCUCCAAUGAAGCAAAUACCGCAGAUAUUCCGAAAAAUGAGCUGUGGGAGAUGGACGAAAACGAUGAAGACCUUUUUAUGUCUCAUUUAGUAAGAAGGAUUGUAGAAGAUGCGGAUGAUUUGCGAUUUGAUCAAAAAGAGUGUCUUCAGAAUGUUUUGUCAAACCUUCUUGUGACUAAAGAAUUAUUAAUUCCUAAAAAGAAAUCAACUCAACUGCACCCUUUCUGGCAAUCUCUCGAACUUCGAGAGAGGGAACAGAUAUUGAGUUACAUUUCCUUAAGAUUGCGGUUGGAUGUUGCCAUGAACUUGUAUGAAGCUCAAGAAGUUGCAAACGUUUGGUGUAUAACCAUUGAGGAUAGAUGGCGAUUAUACAAGUUUUGGGUACAGCAAUUUAAAGAUUAUCUUCUAAAUAAAAGGAACGUACUUAUGCUAGAUUUCGAGAUGGAAAAUAGCAAGUAUUUAAAAGAGAAAACGGCUGAAAAUAUCAAAAUAGUGUCGAGUUGUCAUCUUGUUGGUAUGACUACAACAGGAGCUGCACAAAAUAUUGACCUCUUGAAGAAGGUUCAACCAAAAAUUAUGAUUGUUGAGGAAGCCGCUCAAGUUUUUGAACAGCACAUACUAGGAUGUCUUACAAAAGAUUUACAGCACUUGAUACUUAUUGGUGAUCAUCAACAGCUUCGACCUUCAAUUAACAAUUACCAAUUAUCAAAAACUCACAAAACAGAUGUUUCGUUAAUGGAACGACUUGUAAUGAAUAAAAUGCCGUAUGUGUGUCUUUCACAGCAACACCGAAUGCGCCCUGAAAUAUCUUCAAUGCUUACUCCCACGAUUUACAAGAACUUGCAGGAUCAUUCAAGUGUGUUAUCAUAUGAUCAUGUUCAAGGUAUGAAACACGACAUUUUCUUUCUUAAUCAUAAAAAUCAGGAGAGCCAAUCGGAAUACUCAACCAGUCAUAAAAAUGAAUUCGAGGCAGAAAUGGUUGCAAGAUUGUGUCGCUAUUUAUUGUUACAAGGAUAUAACAAAACCGAUGUGACCAUCCUAGCGACAUACAACGAUCAAGUAAAGUUAAUCAGGAAUUAUGUAAAGAAUUUGGAAAAUGAUUUACCAAACUCUAGACUUGAUAUUAAAGAAAAGAUUGCAGUUACGGCCGUAGAUAAUUUCCAAGGAGAAGAAAACAAAAUUAUUAUAUUAUCUUUAGUAAGAGGAAACGACGAAAGAAAAAUAGGUCAUCUGCAUGAUAUCAAAAGAAUAUGUGUUUCACUUUCAAGAGCAAAACAGGGUUUUUUUGUUAUUGGAAACUUUCAAACCAUUCGAAAAAGUAGGACCUGGAGUGAAAUUAUUUUAAAAGCAGAAGCAGAUAAUAUCUUUGGAAGUUAUAUUCCCUUGAACUGUUUUAAUCAUCCCCAGACUAUAACAAAAGUAUCCAAACCAUCAGAUUUUGAUAUGGUGCCAGUGGGAGGAUGUAACGAGCCGUGUGGGUACCAGCUGAACUGUGGGCAUGCCUGCGACUUGAAAUGUCACGCGGAUCCAUCAUACCAUGAUAUGCCAUGCAGGAAAAUUUGCGAAAAGGAAAUGUGUGAUAAAGGGCAUAGAUGCAAAAGAGUUUGUUCGCAUCCUUGGUCGUGUGGACCAUGUGGAACUCUAGUAACCAAGGUAUACACGGAAUGUAAUCACAAAGUACAAGUAAAGUGUUCUAUAGACUUAGAAACCUACCCCUGCCGAGAGAAAUGUAGCAAAACAAAUCCCUGUGGUCAUAUUUGUCAACUAAAUUGCGGUUGCAAAUGCCAGCCAGAUCAAUGUUCAGUUCUAGUGCCAGUUGUUCACCCGAGAUGUGGGCAUGAAAUAGAGGCUCCAUGCUGUAUACGUUCCAAACCAAAGAAAAUAAAAUGCAAGCAGAAAUGUCAGACGAUUCUGCCCUGUGGCCAUGCAUGCAAGGGGGACUGUUUCUCCUGUUCUAGUGGGAGGCUUCAUGUGGUAUGUGAGCAAUUAUGCCAGCGUGUCCUCGUGUGUGGCCAUUCUUGUAACAAUAAGCAUUCAUGCUCUACAGCUUGUCCACCUUGUAAUAAACCCUGCAUGUCCGGUUGUAAUCAUUUGGGAAAACGUGGUUGUCGUCGAAAAUGUGGCGAAACAUGUAUUGAUUGCAGGGAGCAAUGUGAUUGGAAAUGCGAUGAAAAUUGCGAAAACCAAUAUCGUUGCCAAAAGCAAUGUUUUGAAAAAUGCGAUAGACCACGUUGUAACAGAAGAUGUAACCGAGAUUUGCGAUGUAAGCAUCGUUGUGUAGGUUUAUGCGGUGAGCCCUGUCCUAGGCUGUGCAGAAGAUGUAACAAAGAGGAAUUAACAACAAUUUUCUUUGGGGAAGAGGACGAUCCUAAAGCAUUGUUUAUCGAACUAGAAGACUGCAAACACGUCUUUGAAGUGAACGGCUUUGACAAGUUCAUGGAAAUGGAGGUGGAAAGAAAUGAUGAAUCGGUUUCAGAAAGCCAUGCAAUAAAACUUCUGCGAUGUCCUUUAUGCCAGACACCAAUACGACGCAGUAAAAGAUACAAAAACAUUAUAAUACAAAAUUUAAAGGAUAUGAAUGCCGUGAAAACAAUUGAAAAAGAGAAAGUAUGUACCUUGAACGCCAAAGAGACUUUUGAGGAACUCUCUAAAUUUAACGAAGCUUAUGAAAUUUUGAGAUUUAAAUUAAAUUUAACCAAACAGUAUUACGACUUUGAAUUCUCAAACAAACAAGCUGAAAAAUUGUUUACUUUCUUAGUUCCAAAAUAUAAAGAAAGGUUUGAUAAAAUGAUGGGAAAAUCCUCAGAAGAAACUACUGAAAUCGUAGACCAAUUUCAAAUGCUUACUGAAUGGCUUUUGCGACACAGACGUACGAUGUUUACCGAAUACGAGGUCAAGCAAUUCAGUGAAGAAGUAGACAGAUUCUUUCUAUAUGUAGACUAUGCUUUGCUCGUUCAACAAGUGGAUUCAAAUAAUCCAUCCCAAGUGACCGAAGAAGACAGAAACACACUUAAUGAGCAAGUAGUUAACCUAAGAUGGCCAAUCCCUAAGCAACUGGAAAUAGAGGAUAUAUUACAUUCCAAAGAGAUCCUAACGACCAUGCAAGAAAAGCUACCACUUACUGGUCUAGGAAUAUCAGAUAAGGAGAAGGCAAUGAUUUUGAAGGCGUUUAACUUUUCCAAGAAAGGACACUGGUACAAGUGCAAAAAUGGUCAUAUUUACGCUAUAGGGGACUGUGGCGGAGCGAUGGUGGAGUCUAAAUGUCCAGAAUGCGAUGAAACGAUUGGUGGGUCUCGACAUCAGUUGCGGGGAGACAACGAGGUUGCUGGAGAAAUGGACGGCGCAGCCUUUUCAGCCUGGUCUGAACAAGCUAACAUGGCCAAUUACGAAAUUGAUGAUAGAUUUUGACACUUUCUAUUACUAAAAAACUUCGGCACUAUUACAUGCGAUUGAGACAAUAUGAUCAAUAUUGUUUUUAGUUUAAAGGAUUUACUCCUUGGGGUCAAUUUUAAAUCGAUUUUUUUAACGACACAGAAUGAAAGAAAAUUUUGUUGCAUUUUUGCUUGAAUAUUUUUUUCUCAAUUGAAAAUCAGUCACAUUGUUUUGUACAUUGUUUUGUUGAGGAUCAGCAAAUGUAAAACGUGAGAAAAAUCAGUGAUUUAAUGCUUUUCUGUCAUGUUAGACGUGAUUUCUCUGUUAGAAUUACAUUUGUAUCAGUUUCAUCCAUUUUGUAUCAUUUAGAAUAUUUUAAUUUAACCAUGACAUAAGUGAGAUUUUUAAUCAAUGCCAUGACAAGUACUCAUUAGUAUUUUUUGAAAGAUGUUUGCUGUUAAAUUGUAUUUCAAUCGAUCUGGCAUUUAGUAAAUCAAGGUUUUUAGUGUUAAACUGUAUAUUAUGCUUUUA